Messenger RNA from Xiphophorus maculatus (southern platyfish), 1835 nucleotides. RefSeq names its product galactose-specific lectin nattectin-like. The coding region runs from base 103 to 606 and encodes 167 amino acids. The transcript has 7 exons. The record is from RefSeq and is a predicted model, not a curated record. NCBI's taxonomy places the organism in Eukaryota, Metazoa, Chordata, Actinopteri, Cyprinodontiformes, Poeciliidae.
CCGUGUUCAUGCAGUAAACAGACACUGUUUCCAGUGAAGGCUAGACCAACUUUCUCACCUCAAGAGUCUCAUAUUAAAGGAUUUAAACGCUAACUUGCAAAGAUGGACUCGGUUCUACUCCACACUUUGCUCCUUUGUGGAUUUGGGAUUGGAGUUGCUUCACGUGGACCAGGUCCACCGGACACAGCUUCAGGUCCAGCUGCCUAUAAAAAGUGCCCUGCCGGUUGGACUCGGUAUCGAGGCGACUGUUACCUUUAUGACGACACUGAACUGACGUGGAUUCAAGCUGAGCUCCACUGCAUUUCCAACCAUGGAAAUUUGGCCACCCUCCAAAACCGACAUCAGUACGCCUUUCUGAGGAGAGUCAUCUUUAAAUCAGCAGGAUCACAUAAAAGAACUUGGGUUGGAGGCCACGAUGGCGUUAAGGAAGGCACUUGGCUUUGGAGCAGAGGUGAAAAGUUUGACUUUACCCCAUGGGGCCCUGGAGAGCCCAACAACUUUGAGGGAAACGAGGACUGCAUGGAGAUAAACGUCCAAGGACGAGAUUACGUCGGUGAUUUUCGCUGCAACCAUGAGAAUUCCUUUAUUUGUGUCAGACGGCGAUAACUGAGUCCAGAUUGUCCUGUUGUCUCAUGACGAUGUGUCACUUCCUGCAGGAUGUCAACACAGCGUGGCCAACCUCAAAUCUUAUAGUUCAUUUUUUUCUUUUAUUGGUGUGAUUUUAAGGUUGAGAUUAGAAUAUUUUUGCCAGAAUGCCGACUCAUCAGCAUCAGGCCACGAUGCUGUUAUCUAUGUUCUGAGUCAGAGUUUCAGUAGAGAACAGUGAACAUAUAGUUAUAUUUUGUAUAAUUUAGCCUCCUGCUGUUUGUGAAAAACAGAUGUUAGUCCAGUUGUUCAGACUUCACAAUGAACCUUUUCAUAAGCUGGGAAACAGAAAAAAGACUUUACCAUGUAGCACUUUCUAAAAAAAAAAUAACCAUUCAUACACGCAUACUGUACAUAUUACCAAAAACAAUGGCAAACAUCGGUUAUGUUACCUGAAAACCUGCCUACGAGGCACAGGGGAUUCCUGACCAAUCUGGCGGCCAAACAUCAGUGAGGUCAGUUUGUUCCAGAGCUGGAGAGAAUAGAAACUAAACGGUACUAAUUGUUUUUGCUCUGAUCCUGGAAGCACAAAGGGAAGAGGUUUCUGAUAACCUGAGGGUUUUUUUUUCCUGAUUUACACCUGACCAGCAGUGAUGAGAUGAGAUAAUUCAAUGUAACUGAGUGUAAAAAAAAUUAAUAAAUAACAAGAAUGCACAUAUAUAAAUGUUAAUCUAUAAAUAAUCUCUAAAUGACUUCAGAUAAAAUUUGAAUUUAUUAUUUUAAUCAAUUUAUCGUGUUUCCUGCUGAUGCAGCACGCACACUGAGUCUAGUGUUGUUGUUGACCCAUUUGUCUUCUGCAUCUUGAAGUCUAAAUGGAAGCAUGUUUAAAAAUAAUAGAGGGUAAAACAAAAUAAAAAUAAAUAUCUGUAUUUUAAAGUUAAUGCUUAUAGCAAUGUCAUAGUUUAAGCAAUAAAGGAAUGAAUGCUGCAAAUCAAUGACUCAGUACAAUCAGCUGGGUUUUGUUAGAUAGAAACUUUUUAAACUACUUUGAAUUAAGUUUACUGUACUGUUUAAUAACUAGGAUCAAUCUGAAUUUAUGUGUGAUUGAACUGAAAUGGCAUAAAUAUACUGAAUUGAACUGAGUUACAUUUAAUGAAGCCAAUGAUGUUCCAAGUUAAAACUUGAAUUGUUUUCACAUGCAAGAAAAUGGUUGUUUAAAUGAAAUAAAGGGUGAUUCAAUGUUUGCUCAA